This is a messenger RNA of Pelecanus crispus (Dalmatian pelican), 6292 nucleotides long. NCBI's taxonomy places the organism in Eukaryota, Metazoa, Chordata, Aves, Pelecaniformes, Pelecanidae. The record is from RefSeq and is a predicted model, not a curated record.
AUGACCACUUUACUAUUAGUGUUUGUGUGUUUGCGAGUCAUCACCACAGCCGUCUCUGUGGAGCUCUCAGACAGUAGUGAUGGCCUGGAAGUGAAGAUACCUGAGCAGUCUCCCCUGCGUGUUGUCCUGGGAAGCUCCCUGAACAUCCCCUGUUACUUCAACAUCCCAGAGGAACAGGACACCAGUGCUCUGCUGACCCCACGGAUCAAAUGGAGCAAACUCUCAAAUGGGACUGAAGUUGUCUUGCUAGUGGCCACCGGUGGGAAAAUCCGGCUCAACACCGAGUACAGGGAGGCAAUCUCUUUGCCCAACUACCCCGCCAUCCCCACUGAUGCCACCUUGGAAAUCAAGGCACUGAGAUCCAACCACACUGGGAUUUAUCGCUGUGAAGUGAUGUAUGGGAUUGAGGACAGACAAGACACAAUAGAGGUCCUAGUGAAAGGCAUCGUAUUCCACUACAGAGCAAUCUCCACAAGGUACACCUUGAACUUCGAGAAAGCAAAGCAGGCCUGUAUCCAGAACAGUGCUGUCAUUGCUACUCCCGAGCAGCUGCAAGCUGCCUACGAGGAUGGGUACGAGCAGUGUGAUGCUGGCUGGCUGGCUGAUCAGACUGUCAGGUACCCCAUCCACUGGCCCCGGGAGCGCUGCUAUGGCGACAAGGAUGAAUUUCCAGGAGUGAGGACCUAUGGUGUCCGUGAGCCAGAUGAAACCUACGAUGUUUACUGCUAUGCAGAGCAAAUGCAAGGUAAAGUCUUCUAUGCCACCGCCCCUGAGAAGUUCACCUUCCAAGAAGCUUUCGACAAAUGCCGCAGUUUGGGAGCCCGUUUGGCCACCACAGGAGAGCUGUACUUGGCCUGGAAGGACGGCAUGGACAUGUGCAGCGCAGGCUGGCUGGCCGAUCGCAGUGUCCGCUACCCCAUUUCCAGAGCACGGCCCAACUGCGGAGGAAACCUGGUGGGCGUGCGGACAGUGUACCUGUACAUCAACCAGACGGGGUACCCUCACCCCCACUCUCGCUACGAUGCCAUCUGCUAUAGUGGGGACGACGUUGAGACUCUUGUCCCAGGGCAGUUCAUCGACGAGACGGGAGGCGAGCUAGGCAGUGCCUUCACUGUCCAGACUGUCACCCAGACCGAAGUGGAGCUACCUCUGCCACGCAACGCCACAGAGGAGGAGGCCCGUGGCAGCAUCGCCACCCUGGAGCCCAUUGAGAUCACACCCACUGCCACUGAGCUGUAUGAGGGCUUCUCUGUCCUGCCCGAUCUCUUCCCCACCAGUGUCACAGUAGAGACAGCUGCCCCAGAGGAGGAGAACAUGACCAGGGGGGAUGUCACAGAGGUGUGGGCUGUACCUGAAGAGGUCACCACCAUAGCCUUAGGCACUGCCAUCACCACUGAAACAGUAGAGGUGACCUCAGUGGAAGAGGCCCUGGGGGUGACUGCCACACCAGGACUAGAGUCUGCCUCGACGUUCACAGUGGAAGAUCAGCUCGUGCGAGUGACAGCAGCCCCUGGUGUUGAUCUCCUCCCUGAGCAGCCCAUCUCCCCCACGGGUGUGGUGUUUCACUACCGUGCUGCCACCAGCAGAUACGCCUUCUCCUUCGUCCAAGCCCAGAAGGCCUGCCUGGAGAACAAUGCAGUUAUUGCCACUCCAGAACAGCUCCAGGCUGCCUAUGAGGCUGGCUUUGACCAGUGCGAUGCUGGCUGGCUGCGGGACCAGACAGUCAGGUAUCCCAUUGUGAAUCCCCGAAGUAACUGUGUAGGAGACAAAGCGAGCUCUCCAGGUGUGCGGUCAUAUGGCAUGCGCCCAGCCUCAGAGACCUACGACGUGUACUGCUACAUCGACAGGCUCAAGGGUGAGGUGUUCUUUGCAACCCAGCCAGAGCAGUUCACCUUCCCAGAAGCUCAGCAGUACUGUGAGAGCCAAAAUGCCACACUGGCCUCUGUUGGCCAACUCCACGCUGCCUGGAAGCAGGGCCUGGACAGAUGCUAUGCUGGCUGGUUAGCCGAUGGCAGCCUCCGCUAUCCCAUCGUGACCCCCCGUCCCGCCUGCGGGGGGGAUGCGCCUGGCGUGAGAACUGUCUACCAGCACUACAACCAGACGGGCUUUCCCGACCCGCUGUCCCGGCAUCAUGCCUUCUGUUUCAGAGCUCUGCCACCUGCAGAGGAGGAGGGGGUCACCUCGUUCUUUGAAGAAGAUGUGCUGGCAACCCAAGUUAUCCCUGGAGUGGAGGGGGUACCCUCCGGGGAGGAGGCAACCGUGGAGACGGAGUUUGCGACUCAACCUGAGAAUCAGACAGCCUGGGGGACAGAGGUCUUUCCAACCGACAUGUCACUACUCUCAGUGAGUCCAUCUGCUUUUCCUCCACCUACUGUAAUACCAGAGGAAACAAGUACCGAUGCUUCCAUCAGCGAAGUGUCAGGGGAGGUGACUGAGUCUGAAGAACAUCAAGUCAGUGGUGAAUCUUCAGCAUCGGGGUGGAUAUCUGGAGUCCCAGACACAAGUGGAGAACCAACUUCUGGAGUUUUUGAACUUAGUGGAGAACACUCAGGGAUCAGAGAAAGUGGAUUACCAUCGGUAGACCUGCAUACCAGUGGCUUUCUACCUGGAGAAAGUGGGCUACCCUCAGGGGACCUGAGUGGGGUGCCAUCUGGCAUUGUUGAUAUCAGUGGCUUACCUUCUGCAGAGGAAGAUGUAUCAGUGUCUACUUCAAGGACACCAGAAAUUAGUGGGAUGCCAUCUGGAGUGGAAAGCAGUGGGCUGCCUUCUGGAUUGAGCGAAGAAAUCUCUGGCACUGAGCUAGUCAGUGGUGUGUCAUCUGGAGAGGAAAGUGGACUUGCCUCUGGUUUUCCUACCGUCUCUCUUGUGGAUACCACAUUGGUGGAAGUUGUCACAACAGUGCCAGAACGGCGAGAGGAGGGAAAAGGAUCCAUCGGAGUCAGCGGUGAAGGAGAUCUGUCAGGGUUCCCAUCCACUGAGUGGAACACCAGUGGAUCCCAAGGGUUUCCCUCAGGACCUGAGCUCAGCGGGGAGCCUUCUGGAGUGCCCGAGCCCAGCGGGGAGCCCUCCGGAGAGCCUGAGCUCAGCGGGGAGCCUUCUGGGGUGCCCGAGCCCAGCGGGGAGCCCUCCGGAGAGCCUGAGCUCAGCGGAGAGCCUUCUGGGGUGCCCGAGCUCAGCGGGGAGCCCUCCGGAGGGCCUGAGCUCAGCGGGUUGCCCUCAGGACUGGACGUCAGUGGAGAACCAUCUGGAACACAUGAGGUCAGUGGCCUGGUGGACCUAAGUGGCCUUAUUUCUGGUAUCGAUGGAAGCGGUGAGGCCUCGGGCAUUACCUUUGUAGAUGCCAGUUUGGAGGAAGUGACAACAACUCCCUCAAUUACAGAAGCAGAAGCAAAAGAGAUUUUGGAAAUCAGUGGAUUGGCUUCAGGAGGUGAAGACUCAUCAGGCAUGGUAUCUGGGAGUUUCGACAUCAGUGGUGAGCCUUCUGGGCAUGUCGACUUUGGUGGGAGUGUUUCUGGAGUGCUCGAGAUGAGCGGACACCCAAGUGGAGUGAUUGACAGCAGUGGAGAAGUCUCUGGAGUUGACAUCACCAGUGGCCUAGUCUCUGGAGAGGAAAGUGGACUCACCUCUGGCUUUCCCACAGUCUCUCUUGUGGAUACCACUUUGGUGGAAGUUGUAACACAGACAUCAGUUGCACAAGAGGUGGGAGAAGGGCCAUCCGGGAUGAUAGAAAUCAGUGGAUUUCCUUCUGGAGACAGAGGACUAUCUGGAGAAGGGUCUGGAGCUGUGAAGACUAGUGGGUUUCCUUCAGGGACAGGAGACUUCAGUGGAGAGCCAUCUGGGAUCCCGUACAUCAGUGGAGACGUUUCUGGAGCCACAGAUCUAAGUGGACAAUCUUCAGCAGUGACUGAUAUUAGUGGGGAGGUCUCAGGGCUUCCAGAAGUCACUUUAGUCACUUCAGAUUUAGUAGAAGUUGUGACAAGACCAACAGUAUCACAAGAACUGGGUGGGGAAACAGCUGUCACAUUUCCCUACGGUUUUGGGCCAAGUGGUGAGGCCUCUUCAUCUGGUGAACUAAGUGGGGAAACAUCUGCAUUGCCAGAGAGUGGUAUAGAAACAUCAACAGCUUAUGAAAGCAGUGGUGAAAUAUCUGCAUUUCCUGAAACUAGUAUAGAAACAUCCACAAUUCAUGAAAUCAGUGGGGAAACAUCUGCAUUUCCUGAAACUAGUGUAGAAACAUCCACAAUUCAUGAAAUCAAAGUAAGUGGGGAAACCUCUGCAUUUCCUGAAAGUAGCACAGAAACAUCCACAGUCCAAGAAGUAAGUGGGGAAACCUCUGCGUUUCCUGAAAGUAGCACAGAAACAUCCACAAUACAAGAAAUCAGUGGGGAAACAUCUGCUUUUCCUGAAAUUAGAAUAGAAACAUCCACCAUUCCAGACAUCAGUGGGGAAACGUCUGCAUUUCCUGAAAUUAGAAUAGAAACAUUCACAAGUCAGGAGGCCAGGGGUGAAACAUCUGGCUAUCCUGAAAUUAGCAUAGAAACAUCCACAGUCCACGAAACCAGUGGAGAAACAUCUGCCUUCCCUGAAAUCAGCAUAGAAACGUCAACAGUCCAUGAAAUCAGUGGAGAAACAUCUGCUUUUCCUGAAAUUAGCAUAGAAACUUCAACAGUCCAUGAAAUUAGUGGGGAAAGUUCUGCAUUUCCUGAAAUUAGAAUAGAAACAUCCACAAGUCAAGAAGCCCGGGGUGAAACAUCUGCCUAUCCUGAAAUUAGCAUAGAUACUUCUACAGUCCAUGAAAUCAGUGGGGAAGCAUCUGCCUUUCCUGAAAUCAGCAUAGAAACUUCAACAGUCCACGAAGUCAGUGGGGAAACAUCUGCAUUCCCUGAGAUUAGAAUAGAAACAUCCACAAAUCAAGAAGCCAGGGGUGAAACAUCUGCCUUUCCUGAGAUUAGCAUAGAAACUUCUACAGUCCAUGAAAUCAGUGGGGAAACAUCAGCAUUCCCUGAGAUUAGCAUAGGAACACCACCAGGUCAAGAAGCCAGGGGUGAAACAUCUGCCUAUCCAGAAAUUAGCAUAGAAACAUCCACAGUUCAAGAAGUAAGUGGGGAAACCUCUGCAAUUCCUGAAAUCAGAAUAGAAACAUCCACCAGUCAAGAAGCCCGGGGUGAAACAUCUGCAUUUCCUGAGAUUAGCAUAGAAACAUCCACAGUCCAUGAAACCAGUGGAGAAGCAUCUGUGUUGCCUGCUGCUAACGUCGAAACAGCUGCCACAUCUUUGGUCAGUGGUGAGCCCUCUGGUGCUCCAGAGGAGAAGGAAAUUCCUGACGUAACAUUUGGAACUGUGAAACACUCAAUCGCAGGCAUUUCAGGGGAAACCUCUGUCCCAGACAUCGUAAUUAGUACCAGUACUCCAGAUGUUGAACCAACACAGGGCUUCAGGAACCCUGAAGAGCCUCAGCUCGAAAUAGAGCCCUCCCCUCCCAUGGUGUCAAGACAGGAGACAGAGACAGCUGUUGUUCUAGACAACCCCCAUCUGCUGGCCACCGCUACUGCUGCCCUGCCUCAAGUCUCACAAGAAGCAAUAGAUGCAUUAGGACCCACUACAGAAGACACUGAUGAGUGCCACUCAAGCCCCUGUCUGAAUGGAGCUACCUGCGUUGAUGGCAUCGACUCUUUCAAAUGCUUAUGCCUUCCCAGCUACGGAGGGGACCUGUGUGAGAUCGACCUGGAAAACUGUGAGGAAGGCUGGACCAAGUUCCAAGGCCACUGCUACAGGCACUUUGAAGAGAGGGAGACCUGGACGGAUGCAGAGGCCAAAUGCCGACAACAUCAAGCCCACCUGAGCAGUAUCAUCACCCCAGAGGAGCAAGAAUUUGUGAACAGCCAUGCGCAGGACUACCAGUGGAUCGGCCUCAGCGACAGAGCUGUGGAGAAUGACUUCCGUUGGUCCGACGGGCACUCUCUGCAAUUUGAGAACUGGCGGCCCAACCAACCUGAUAACUUCUUUGCCGCGGGUGAGGACUGCGUUGUGAUGAUCUGGCACGAACAAGGCGAAUGGAAUGAUGUUCCCUGCAACUAUCACCUCCCUUUCACCUGCAAGAAAGGAACAGUGGCCUGUGGGGACCCCCCCAUGGUGGAGAACGCCAGGACCUUUGGUCGGAAGAAGGACCGCUACGAAAUAAACUCCAUGGUGCGGUACCAGUGCAACCAAGGCUACAUCCAGCGCCACGUGCCCACGAUUCGGUGCCAGCCCAACGGGCAGUGGGAGGAGCCACGGAUAUCUUGCAUAAACC